UUUAGGAAAUUUUUAAUUAAUUGAUUCUUGUGGCUUUGCUUUCAAAUGAAAUAAUGGCGAAUAUAUUAAGACCAUAUAGAUCUAAUAGUUUGCAGAAGCUACUAGGCCAGAAUAUAUGUUUACGAAAAAGGCAAUACUUUUCAACUGAAGCAUCAGAAAACAACGGCAAAGCUGGACCCAUGGUAUUAGUUGAUAAGGAUGACCAUAUCACGUUAAUUGGUUUAAAUCGACCAAAUAAUCGCAACUCCAUUGACAAUAAAACCGCGCGUUGUUUAAGUCAAGCCAUCGCCAGUUUUGAAGCGGACGAAACGUCGCCGGUGGCAGUGAUUUAUGGAAUAGGGGGCUCUUUGUGCACAGGUCAAGAUCUGACAGAAUUAGAAGCGCGUUGCAAAAAAAGUGAUUUUAACGAGAAUUAUAGUGCGCUCUCUAAUCAUAAUUUUUUACAUAGGCAUUCGAAAAAACCAAUUAUUUGUGGAAUUAAUGGUUAUUGUGUGGCCGAUGGGCUAGAAUUGGCGAUUUUUUGUGAUCUUCGCAUUAUGGAGGACACUGCAGUGUUGGGAUUUUUUGGCCGAUGCAUUGGGCUCAAUCUAAAGUGUGGGGGAACAGCUAGGCUACCUGCUAUAAUAGGAUAUUCACGAUCAAUGGAUUUGUUGUUAACGGGUCGGCGCGUGGGUGGCCAAGAGGCUCUUCAAAUAGGGUUAGUAAAUCGUCUAGUAGCUACAGGUACGGCGCUUGGGCAGGCAGUAAAUUUAGCUUUUUCCAUUGCGAAAUUUCCUUUAAAAGCCCUUCAAAGAGAUCGUAACAAUUUAUAUGCAAAUCAUUACGAACGGCGCAAUGGUUUUUGCGCAGCGAUAGGCCAUGAAACUGCCCCAAUUCAUUCUAAUAUUGUAAACGAAAUUGGAGAAGGUGUAACAAGGUUCAAAAAUUCAAAAACAAAUGGAUCGAAGAUAGAAUCGUGGCAGGUAAAGCCGAAAGCUUUACAAACUUGGGAAAAAGAAGAAGAACUUCACGAGAAACGGUUUGCAUUAAACGCAAAUACGAUUCAGAAUAAUUGCUGACUAAAAUGCAUAGCUACCGUUUUCACUCAGUAGUCUUGGAAUUGGUCCAAGUUACAUUUCGGCUUACGAGUAAAAUAUAAGUAUCUACCUAUACUUUUGAAGCAAAUAUAUGAUAUAAAAAUAAUACACUUGUUGUUACCAUAGAGGUUUCGAAUUUUUCGAACAAAUACUUGCAAGUAUUUUACUAUUAGUUAAAAAAAAAGAGUUUUAAAAAAAUGUUUUCCUUUUUUUCUUCUAAAGGGAAAGUAUGUAUGUUCCGUUCCAAAAUAUGUACGUGGUAGCCAAAUCAUAUGGUAUAUUUGUCCAUGCAUUUUUGGAGUUAUAAAAAAUUUUUUAUAUAUAUUACGAAGGAGUUUGUUUAAUUCAAAAACGUUAUAUAAAACUACACAUAUCAAACCAAAAUAAUUCUACUUUCAACCAACAUUGUACAAAAUUGAACGAAAAAAGUAUGUGAUUAUUCUAUAA
Molecule: messenger RNA, 1523 nt
Organism: Anastrepha obliqua
Lineage: Eukaryota; Metazoa; Arthropoda; Insecta; Diptera; Tephritidae
Product: probable enoyl-CoA hydratase
Exons: 3
Coding region: 54-1058 (334 amino acids)
Source: RefSeq, a predicted model, not a curated record